AUGAGAGCUGCUGCUGCUGCGAGGCACCGGCGGCCCUUCCAGCGGUUCUGCUGCUGUGGAGUCGGGCUGCUCGCCGUCAUCUGGCUCGCCCAGGUCAUCCAGGCACCAGAAACCGAAUCUUCUGCUCUUCGGCCAGGCGUGAACGACGGGACGCCGCGAUGGACUCGCAGGCUGCUGCAGGAGACGUCAGACAACCAGACCCUGGAUCAGCCCCGAGCAGCCAUCCACGAGUUCCCAGAGGACAUAUUUACCAAGGAGCAGCGGAGGAAAGGGGCUGUGUUGCUUCAUACGCUCUGUGCCAUUUACAUGUUCUACGCUCUGGCCAUCGUGUGUGAGGACUACUUUGUCCCUUCCCUUGAGAAAAUAUCUGAGAACCUGCAGCUGAGCGAAGAUGUGGCCGGGGCGACAUUCAUGGCGGCAGGAAGCUCUGCUCCAGAGCUUUUCACCUCUCUCAUUGGUGUUUUCAUCACUAAAGGAGACGUCGGCGUCGGCACCAUCGUGGGCUCGGCUGUCUUCAACAUCCUGGUCAUCAUUGGCCUGAGUGGGAUCUUUGCAGGCCAGACAGUGGUCUUGACAUGGUGGUCUCUGUUCCGAGAUUCCUCCUACUACAUCCUCUCUGUACUGGCCCUCAUUGGGGUAAUCUAUGAUGCCAGAGUCGUCUGGUGGGAAUCCCUGCUCCUCAUGACCAUGUAUGGAGUCUACAUUAUAAUCAUGAAGUUCAACUCCCAGAUUCGGGCGUUGGUGACGCGUCAGUUGAGUAACGCCGAGCCGUGCUGCCUCAGAUCCGGCGAUCACAGAGAGGACAAGAUGGGAGAGGACGCCUCUGCAUGCAACACGUCCAUGGUGCUGCUCAACAAAGGACAAUCUCACGGUCAGGAGCCUCAUCCAGUCGUCAUGGUGGAUGAGCUUCUGAUCCUUAACCCCCACAAACUGUCCUUCUCCGAGGCCGGCCUGCGCAUCAUGAUCACCCCUCACUUCUCCCCCCGCACCAGGCUCUCCAUGGCAUCACGCGUGGUCAUCAGUGAGAGACAGAGGCUGAUCCGGACUUCCAAAAACCAGCGAGACAGCGAGGCGGGCGCCGGGUCGAGAGGCGGCUCGACCAACAACAGCCUGAAGAGGACGGGCUCCUGCGCUGUGGAGAACGGAGGCGGGAGGCCGGGGAUAGUGGAAGCAGAGGGGGGAGACAAGCCCGGGGUCGAGGUGUGUCAGCAAGAGGAGGAGGAAGAGGAUGAUUAUGGGAUUUUCAGUCCUGUGCGGAUACCAGGUGGCUGCGGUGCGAGGGUGAAGUGGGUGAUCACGUGGCCUCUGGGCCUCCUGCUCUUCUGCACUGUGCCGAACUGUAUUCAGCCACGCUGGCACCGCUGGUUCAUGGUCACCUUCGUGGCCUCCACCCUGUGGAUCGCCAUCUUCUCCUACUUCAUGGUGUGGAUGGUCACCAUCAUCAGCUACACUCUAGACAUCCCAGACUACAUCAUGGGAAUAACCUUCCUGGCAGCAGGAACCAGCGUGCCGGACUGCAUGGCGAGUCUGAUUGUAGCACGACAAGGCAUGGGCGACAUGGCGGUGUCUAACUCCAUAGGCAGCAAUAUCUUCGACAUCCUCCUGGGUCUAGGUUUCCCCUGGGCUCUGCGCACCCUGGUGGUGGAAAAUGGAUCAUCAGUCUACAUAAAUAAUAAAGGACUGGUGUAUUCUGUCGUCCUGCUGCUGGCGUCCGUGUUUCUGACAGUGACGAGUGUUCAUCUGAACCACUGGAAGCUGGAUCGUCGGCUGGGUGUGGGCCUGUUGUUCCUCUACGCCAUCUUCCUGCUCUGCUCCAUCCUCUUCGGGCAGAUGUGAGGCCUUGAAGGGUCAAAGGUCGAGCCCUGUCAGACAAACACACCGAGUACCUACCCGGCUACGACACGUACUCUUUCCCAAAGCCAAAACAAAAGAGUGACAGCGUUGAUGUGUUCCUAGCGAGAGUAUGUGUGCACCUCCGUAAGAUUCGUUAGAGUAACACAAACAACUACACACACACACA
Messenger RNA from Limanda limanda (common dab), 2020 nucleotides. Its product is annotated as sodium/potassium/calcium exchanger 3. The transcript is spliced from 17 exons. Gene Ontology annotation, biological process: intracellular calcium ion homeostasis; calcium ion transmembrane transport. Gene Ontology annotation, molecular function: calcium channel activity; calcium, potassium:sodium antiporter activity. The record is from RefSeq and is a predicted model, not a curated record. Lineage: Eukaryota; Metazoa; Chordata; Actinopteri; Pleuronectiformes; Pleuronectidae. The coding region runs from base 1 to 1836 and encodes 611 amino acids. Gene Ontology annotation, cellular component: membrane.